AAUCCUUAAUCAUAUUCCUUCUUUAACUUUUGAAUGUGAUUUGGACGGUGAUGCCAAUAACCCUACUGAACUUAGAAACUCCGUGAAACUUGAAGACAUUUUAAAUCGAAUUAAAAGUGAAUAUUUUAUUUCCUUGAAUUUGGAUGAUAUUGAAUUUCAUGAAACUAAUUCAAGUGAAAUCAAUCGGACUGGAGAUUAUAAAUGUUUAUUCCAUUUUCGUGAAAUUCAACAUACAAUUUCCGUAAAAAUUAUUGUGAAACCAUCAAUCGGAUUUCAAGGAACAAAAAAUUUAUCUUCAGAUGAAUAGACUUGAUAUAUGUAUGUACUUUGGGAUCAAUUAAAUGAUACAGCCAAUCUGAAUUUGUAUUACAUAAUUUUCAUGUGUUCACGUGUAUGAUUUUAAAUUCGCGUGCGAUUUUCAAAGGUAUAAUUCAGCUAUUUCGCUUCAUCCUCCAAAAUAAUUUUCACAUGUCUAAACAAAUUCCAUUCAAGAAUUAUGGAAAGGCUCGAAUUGAUACUUCAGAUCCAAACUUCAUACAAGCUGAGUUAAGUCCGUCAGAAAUUGAUCAGAAAGCCGCUGUUGCUCGUUAUAAUUCCCCAGGACCUUCAGAUAUCAGGGCAGCAGCUUGUCGGGGAUGUUACCAACUUGAAAGACUGCUUGAAAUUGCUAAAGACAUUCAAGAACUCGCGUUGACUUCCACAACAAGACCUAUAAACGUUGCGGAAAUUCGUGCAAAAAUUCCUCCAAAAAAAUUUCAAGAAGCGGAAAGUCGAGUUACAAACUUAAAAGGUUUUAUAAAACGUUUACAUGAUGCUAAAGUAGAAUUUACACUUCCUUAUCAACUUGACAAUUUCAACAUAAACGCUUUUAUUGAUGAAGUAAUUCGAUCUGUUGAGAAGGAUUGAAUGUGAGUUGAAUGGAGAUACAUCUAAUGGGCGAAAUGUUAAUAGAAUAUUUUCAGCAAAGAAAUAUAAAUUGCUUUUUAUUAUAAAAAUUGAUAUUUACCCGAUAAAAGAUCAAAUCAAAUAU
Molecule: messenger RNA, 1030 nt
Organism: Rhizophagus irregularis DAOM 181602=DAOM 197198
Lineage: Eukaryota; Fungi; Glomeromycota; Glomeromycetes; Glomerales; Glomeraceae
Source: RefSeq, a predicted model, not a curated record